CAUAUGUCAGGUAAGUGCUCAACAUAUAUACUACCGUGCAUGGCUGCUAAUACACGAGAUUACCAGCGGUAUGAAAGAAGAGCUCGGCAUGUACGGCGACCAGCUCAACUACAUCACGGCAACCUUUUGGGCGUCAUAUUGCACCUUCAUGAUUCCAGCGUGCUACUUCCUGACGCACUAUCCCGCCAAUAGGGUCCUCCCGGCUCUGGAAAUUGGAUGGGGAUUAUCUACCUUUGGUCUGGCUUGGGCUAAGAACGUCGAGACGCUAUAUGCUAUGCGAUUUUUCACCGGUCUCUUCGAAUGCUGUUCCUUUACUGGAACGAUCUACGUUAUCGGUUCUUGGUAUAAGCCAGGGGAGAUUGGGCGACGCGUCGCUCUUUUCUUCAUAGCGAGUCCGCUCGGGACAAUGUUUGCUGGGUAUUUGCAGGCUGCGGCUUAUACUAAUCUGAACCAAGUACACGGCCUGGCCGGCUGGAGAUGGCUCUUUAUCGUCGAUACGAUCAUUACGCUUGCCAUAUCAGUAUUCGGCUUCUUCGUCUUUCCCGACGUACCGACUAGGAAGAAGCCUCGUUUCAUCACGACCGAAGAGCACGCUCUUGCACGUAAACGCAUCCAAGGACUUGUAGCUCCGCCGCAGCUACAACUAUCCCGAGAUAUAUUCAAGCGGGUGUUUUCUCGUUGGCACUGGUACCUCUUCGUGGUCCAAUGGACAUUGAUGGAUCAAAACUUUCUCCCUGGAAGUCAACCCUUCUCUCUGUAUCUGAAAGCAAAGAGUAACAUAUACUCGGUCGUUCAGAUUAAUACGAUACCUACCAUCGUUACGGCAGUGAGCAUCGUCGUCGCGCUGUUCAGUGGUGUCGUUGCAGAUAAGACCGGGCGGUUUUGGAUUCCCGCCAUCGCCGUGACUUUUCCGGUUCUUGUUGGUAUGGCAUUGCUUGUUGCUUGGGACGUUGGCGAGAGCGGCCGUUUAGCUGGGUUCAUACUCACCGGAUUCGAGGCAGGUAAGUUAUCGCGCCAAUGACCCGCCUCUCCCUUUUUUUCUUUUCUUUCGUUAAUAGCUUGAGAUGAUUAUACUAACCGCUUCCUAGCUUGCUCACCCCUGACCAUGGGUUGGGCAUCAGUGGUUAUGGCUGGAGACGCGGAGGAACGUGCUGUAGUAACAGCCAGCAUGAACGCCAUCGGCCAAGCUAUUACGGCUGGGACACAAGUGGUACAAUUUCCAGCAAGCGGCGCGCCUAAUUUUCGUGGCGGAUUCAUCAGUGUUCUAGCAACUACUGUAGCACAACUUGGCACCAUCCUCGCCAUCCUAUUCUUGAGUCAUAGGGAAUACAAAGACAAACAGAAACACAUAGAUACGUUAUCCGAGCCGGAGGUGGUGGUGGGGGAUGCUGAGUUGGACAAGACGUUGGACAAGACGUUGGAAACUGAUCGUUGAUGUACUUUUGUGUAUUAUAGAUGCUUGCUAGCUGAGUUAAUAUCCGCCUCGUGAGUUGUUGUUCGUGAUACUAAGUAUGUGUAUGUAGG
Molecule: messenger RNA, 1524 nt
Organism: Daldinia loculata
Lineage: Eukaryota; Fungi; Ascomycota; Sordariomycetes; Xylariales; Hypoxylaceae
Product: major facilitator superfamily domain-containing protein
Exons: 3
Coding region: 71-1021 (316 amino acids)
Biological process (GO): transmembrane transport
Cellular component (GO): membrane
Molecular function (GO): transmembrane transporter activity
Source: RefSeq, a predicted model, not a curated record